This is a messenger RNA of Symbiodinium sp. CCMP2456, 1266 nucleotides long. The record is from the annotation of a GenBank genome assembly. NCBI's taxonomy places the organism in Eukaryota, Dinophyceae, Suessiales, Symbiodiniaceae.
AUGGAGUCAAAACGGCAUCUGUGGCUGAUCCGCAGUUGUGCCGAUUGGACGGAUCCAGAAAGCCUUUCUCGCUUGGCUUUGGCAUCCAAGCAGCUACAACAAGCCGAUGAGGAGGAGCAUUGGACGACUUUAGCUUCACACUUGGUGCUGCGGCGGCUUCACCUUGACACUGAAGUUCAGCCUUUCAGCGAGGUUUCUGCCACAAGUACUUCACCGAAGGAUCCCGAGGAUAUCCAGGAUGCCAAGGAUGCAACCCUGAAGAUCAAGAUCUUGCAGGUGUACUAUCCCGUGUUCCAGGUGAGAAACCGAGUUCGCGAACUUUGGAAGAACAUCAAGUCCCUGUGGAAAACGAUGCUUCCUGAAGCCUUAGAUAGCUUGCUACCAGGGCUCACAGAACAGCAAAUUGAAGGACUUGAAGAACGCUUGGGUUGCCAAUUUCCAGAGGAUCUUGCAGAGAGCUUGAGACUGCAUGAAGGUAUGAGAGAAUCGGGGCGCAGAAAAGGACAAUUCCUGCUAGAGUUGGCUCGAGAAGACAUUUACACGCUUUCCACUGUUUGCCUGCGUGCUGCUCGAGACUUACCCGACCUUGUGGAGGAUGCGAAGAGCAGCGCCAAACAACUCACAGGCUGCCGGCAGUUCGCCGGCCGUGGUGUCGUUUCCUUGACUGCCAUAGCCUACGUGGCGGAAAGCCCCCAUCAAUUCGGCCAAAGCCACUGGCUGCCGCUUUUUGAAAGCGAUUGUCUUUCUCCUCCGUAUUCGCGAAAUGUUCUUAUAGCCUUUCCUCACCGCGGUCGGGUGACAUUGCUUGAGUCAUUGGGCAAGCAUGGGCAGCGUCCAAGACGUCGGUGUUCAUCGUCCGGCUACGGUAACACCCGUCGGUGUUUGCAUGAAUCAGGAGCCGUUGGCUUUUUGGAGAUCCACGGCUUUUGCGGUCCUACCUGGUAUGGUCAUGCUACCUGCUUCGAGGACUUUCUGCGGGAGAGUCUCGAGAUGUUGGAGGCCAUCCAGCGUGCGUGGUCCAAGCCAUGUUCUGGCUGCGACGUAGAUUGGCUGGGUUGGCACUGUCCCCAGUGCAAACGGAUUGUCGGAGAAUCCUUUAGUCAAGCCUUGGACCGUGUCCUUCCAGUGAUUGCAAGGCCCAGUGAACCUCUUCCCAGUCAGCGCACCUUGAUCCGCCAUUCUUGGUGGAGAUCCGUAGUAAAUUCCUGCAGAUGGGACCAGCGCUUUGUCGCAAAACGGGUGGAGGGUGCACCAUUCAUGGGUUGA